This is a messenger RNA of Nicrophorus vespilloides, 1359 nucleotides long. RefSeq lists its product as uncharacterized. Bases 1 to 1359 code for a protein of 452 amino acids. Gene Ontology annotation, biological process: mRNA processing. The record is from RefSeq and is a predicted model, not a curated record. Gene Ontology annotation, cellular component: exon-exon junction complex. The transcript has 4 exons. Gene Ontology annotation, molecular function: RNA binding. Lineage: Eukaryota; Metazoa; Arthropoda; Insecta; Coleoptera; Silphidae.
AUGAAACGUUUGAGAUUAUUAUUAUUGAAUUUCAGCAAAACUGAUGCUGUUGAGGGUGAAGUUAAGGAAUACAAGAAUAGCAAAAAGAUGAUGUGGACUGAGGAGAACAGGAACCACAAUAAAUUUAAUGGCAAUGAACAGAUGCCUAAGAGCAAGUCUGAAUUAAUUUCCAUCUAUGGUUAUGAUAUCAGGAAUGAAGAGGGACCUCCAAGAUCUAGGAGGAUGUAUUAUGGACGAAGUGCUAACAAGUAUACUUGCAACUGGGAAGACGAAGUUGCGUACAGCAAACUGGCUACAUCGGUCAACACGAAGAAACCCACUAGAAAGUCUAGAACGAGUCCGCAAUUAUACCAAAUUGCCGAGGAGAAAAAAAACUCGAGCCAUCAACAUCCACCAUUUCACCAUUCAUCACAGAACGAUACACAGAAUAAUAAGAAUUGUAAUACCAUUGACACUGGAAGAGAUACCAAACCAAAUAGGGAUAUCAAAUAUUCAGUUUGUAAGGGUUUUACUAAAUCUCGUCAAUUUACGCCGAGGACCCAGAACGAUUUGGGAAGGGACAAGGAAUCCCCGCAUAGCAAGAACAAUGACAACAAACGUUCGACACAUGAGAUAGAAAAGGAAAUUGGAAAACUGAGUGUGCAACAGCAGGUGUACGGUAAGAAUUGUAUUAAUAGGCAUGACGCAGGUAACAGGCAAGGCAACAUGCCACCACGUGUGCAAGGAAUGCCCAAGGGCGGAUGUAAGACGUACAGCUCCAGACAAGAGUCAUUGCCAGAGUCGGCGAAUCCGUUACCGUUCGACCAGCAAGAUGGAUAUUUUGUAAAUGUCGAGUAUGGUCAAACCCAACACCAACCGAAUGCUCAGCAGUCACGACAGCAACCACUGCUGCAACAUUCUCCCGCCCAGAUGCCCGCAAUUCAUCUGCCUGCUUUGCCACCAUUAGUCCUCGUUAGGACCACAUCCCUGCUUUCUCAAUUCGGCGCUGCAUUUGCUCAAGCUCCGCCGCAGUUCUUACAAGCCGCUCCGCCUCUCUUCAUCCCGCAACAAACCCCACAUAUCAUUAACUACGUUCAGUCCCAAUUCGCAACUCACCAACAAACAUAUCUAGAAAAUGGAGGAAUCACUUAUUAUUCUGUACAGGAUCAGCAAGUGACGCAAAGAGCUGCUUCUCAGAAACGGCCAAAGGCAGCCAUCCCCAUUGUCCUCCCGCCAUCACUGGAAUCUCGCGGAAGAGGGCGUACGACUCAAGUGGCAAAGACAUCGAAUGCGCCUGACGUUGAAUUGAAUGUGGAAGCGGCGCCCGUUCCUAAUUGCGAGGAUGCCGAUGCCGCCUCAGCGGUGGCCGUGAAACAAUGA